AUGUUGUGUUCUGAUAAUGCUGGAAUUUCAAACGGUUGGGAAGAUUAUUAUGUAGGUGUGGUUGAUCAAUUAGGUGGGGGUCCUUUGCAGAAGUUCAAGUGGAGACUGUGUUCUGGUAAUAUGAUGGACACAGUGGUAUGGCUUGCACUGCAGGUCUAUUACAGCAUGAGUGGUACAUCAACUUCAGAUCAGGAGAGUGAUGCACAGACCUCAAAUGUCCUGCAUGCUCAUCAGUUAUGCACUCCUACUGAAGUGGCUUCCUUUCUGACCAUGCCUUUGAUGGUGCAAGAGGUCUAUGUGUACCUCCCCAUGCUGAAGGAUGUCCUUGCCUGGCAGAAUAGCAGUGACUGGACACAGCCUGUUGGUCAAACAUUUGUGUUGCAACACCUCAAAGGCAUUGUUCGGCCAUUCAUUGGUAACCAUGUCCCUCCCCUGUGUUCCCUGAUGUAUGCCUGGGGCAUAGUCAUCACAGGUUCUUGUGCUAUGGAGAUGCUAACAGGGCAAUACCAUGUGACAAAUAACCUGAACCUAGUCAUACCACAGGGUAGCUUCAAUGUACUAGAGGAAUUUAUUCUCAAGUCUCUGAAUUAUUGGUGGAUGAAUGCAGUUACUCAGCCUCAUUAUGCAUUUUGCACAGUAGUGCAGACAUAUGCAAAGUACCAAAGUGGUGAACUGCACAUUACUCUAAUGGAGGCAAUGACAGAUGACAUAUUUGAUGAUGUUACAAGUUCACUGACAACAGGGGACAUGAUUUUCAUGACUCCUGGAGGUAUCAUUGCCUUCUACCCUGAUCUUACCUUCAAGGGAAUCGUGAUGCUCAACAGCACCCUGAAGGAGCACCCAACUGGAACUAGCUAUCACCCACUUUCUCAAGGAGCCGUGUGGUCAUGUCUGCCCAGCCUUUGGCACAACAUUGCGGAUGGGAGCCCAGGGGGUCUUGUCCUUGAGUGGGACUCAAGGGCCCUGCAAGAGCAAGAAGCUCAUAUGUGCCAUUACUACUAUGAUGGGAUGUGCUUGUACACAGGCAUACUGUACACCUUCUUCAAGGAACACCUAGUUCUGUUUGCACCUCCAAAUGCUUUGAUUGCAAACAUUGUUGGUAAUGGCCGCAUUGGGAAUGCAGUGAUGGGUAAUGUAUUAAUUGUGAAGCACAUCAACAGCAACAAGUAUGAGAUUGUUGACCUCACCAUAGCCGACAUGGAGUAUAUUAAUGAGAUUCUCAGACAGUGCAUAUUAAUAUAUGACUAA
Suillus subaureus is the source of this 1248-nucleotide messenger RNA. RefSeq lists its product as uncharacterized. The coding region runs from base 1 to 1248 and encodes 415 amino acids. NCBI's taxonomy places the organism in Eukaryota, Fungi, Basidiomycota, Agaricomycetes, Boletales, Suillaceae. The record is from RefSeq and is a predicted model, not a curated record. The transcript has 9 exons.